CAGAGAAAUGAUCUCUCGACUUCUUCUUCAAAAAUCCGGAAUUUUGGCUCUGGGAGCAACUGCUGCAAGUACUGUGGCUGUAUGGCAAACUCGUACUGGCUUCUCCAAAAUUCGAGAAGCUCCUACUGGCUCUACACCUGGAUCAUUGCCAACUCGCGAAUCAAUAAUCGAAUCCUUGAAAACCGAAAAACGAUUUGAUGUUUUAGUGAUUGGUGGAGGUUCAGCAGGAGCAGGAGUUGCCCUAGACGCUCAAACACGUGGACUCAAGACUGCAAUGGUUGAAUACGGUGAUUACUGUAGUGGAACAUCUUCAAAAUCAUCAAAGUUACUUCAUGGAGGUGUCAAAUAUUUGGAAACUGCAUUGAAAGAAUUUGACUACGAGCAUUAUCAAAUUGUUCAGGAAGGAUUGAAUGAGCGGCUCAAUAUUAUGAAGUCAGCACCAUUUUUAUCACAGACUUUUCCAGUUUUGGUUCCGACUUAUAAAUGGUGGCAAAAGAUUUACUACUGGGGAGGAGUGAAAGUUUACGAUUUUCUCGCUGGAAAGAAUGUCCUGAAACCUUCAAAAUUUGUAAGCAAAGAGGAAGCUAUUGAGAUCUGUCCAACAAUUCGACAAGAGGGUUUAAAGGGUGCCAUGUUGUAUUAUGAUGGCCAGGGAAAUGAUGCUCGGCUGGUUCUCGUGGUAGCAUUGACUGCGAUUCGAAAUGGAGCAAAAUGUGUCAAUCAUACAGAAUGUAUUGGAUUGCUGAAAGAUUCUUAUGGAAAAGUGAAUGGAGCAUUGGUGAAGGAUCAUAUUUCUGGGGAAACCUAUGAGAUUCAUUCGAAAGUAGUUGUCAAUGCAACAGGACCAUUCAAUGAUCAUAUCAGGGAAAUGGCAGACGAGACAAGAAAUAAAAUAAUAGUUGGAAGUUCUGGAAUUCAUCUAACAGUUGCCAAGUACUUCUGUCCUGGAAAUGCUGGAUUAAUCGUUCCGAAAUCAUCAGAUGGUCGAGUGAUUUUUGCAUUCCCAUGGGAGAAUGUUACGAUUGUUGGAACCACUGACGAUCCGACUGAGCCUUCACAUUCACCAACUGUGACCGAGAAGGAGAUUCAAUACAUUCUGAAAGAGAUGAAUAGGGCAUUUGAGAAGGAAUAUGAAAUUAAACGGGAAGAUGUAACAAGUAUAUGGUCUGGAAUAAGAGGACUGGUGCAGGAUCCGAAACGACAAAAAGAGCAUAAUUCAUUGGCAAGAGGGCAUUUGGUAGAUGUUGGACCAACAGGGCUCAUAACCAUUGCCGGUGGAAAACUAACAACUUUCCGACAUAUGGCUGAAGAAACUGUAAACAAACUUCUUGAUAUUAAUAAAAUUCUUGAAGCUCAACCGUGUGUGACACGUGGAAUGAUGUUUGAAGGAGCUCAUAACUAUACUUCAAUGCUCUAUCGGACCAUAUCUCAAAACUAUGGAAUUGAAGAACAAGUCGCCACUCAUUUAUGCCAAACGUAUGGGGAUAAAGUCUAUGAAGUACUCAAACUAUGCAAGUCAACUGGCCAGAAAUUCCCAGUCAUCGGACAUCGGCUCCAUCCAGAUUUUCCAUUUUUGGAGGCAGAAGUAAGAUAUGCAGUGAAGGAAUAUGCACGGAUUCCAGCUGAUAUUCUCGCACGUCGUACACGCCUUUCUUUGUUGGAUGCUCGAGCUGCAAGACAAGUUUUGCCACGUAUCGUUGCAAUAAUGGCGGAGGAGUUGAAAUGGAGUCCGAGUGAACAAAUUUUUUAUUUUGAUGAAGGAAUGAAAUUUUUGAAAGUGGAAAAUGGGAGUGUUCAAUCUUGGAAAAAAGAGCAUAGUGGAGUUGAAUUGCCUUGAAAAGCGGACGUUGCUUCCAAGUUUGAGAAACUUGAUAAACGUAAUCAAUGAUACUUCACGAGUCGAGAUCUCCAGCAAUCAUUAGAAGAUCAGAACGUCAAUAUUCCACAGGAUGUACUCGACGAUGUUGUUAUGGAAGCAAAUGAAGGGAAUAAAUAUGUAUCGCUGGAAGAUUUACAAAAAAUUUUUAUGGAUAGCAAAAACGGUUGUACGAAAGGACGUCGCCUGAUUGACCACCUCGGUAAUCUCAAAAAAUGUGAAUCACGACUUUGACACUAUUUGAUAACUCACUAGCUUCAGUGAGUCAAUAAAUUUAAGAUUUUAAGAUUUUCUCUAAUAAAAUGGUGCCUCG
Molecule: messenger RNA, 2189 nt
Organism: Caenorhabditis elegans
Lineage: Eukaryota; Metazoa; Nematoda; Chromadorea; Rhabditida; Rhabditidae
Gene: Y50E8A.6
Product: Glycerol-3-phosphate dehydrogenase
Exons: 6
Coding region: 8-1837 (609 amino acids)
Biological process (GO): glycerol-3-phosphate metabolic process
Cellular component (GO): cytoplasm; membrane
Molecular function (GO): glycerol-3-phosphate dehydrogenase (quinone) activity
Source: RefSeq, marked reviewed